Messenger RNA from Glarea lozoyensis ATCC 20868, 693 nucleotides. RefSeq lists its product as uncharacterized. Bases 1 to 693 code for a protein of 230 amino acids. Lineage: Eukaryota; Fungi; Ascomycota; Leotiomycetes; Helotiales; Helotiaceae. The transcript has a single exon. The record is from RefSeq and is a predicted model, not a curated record.
AUGUCCACAGAUGACACCUUCAUAGCCAUUUUCUCACAACAAGCGGCUGGAGAUGUCAAUCCUCUGCUAAGAUGGACCGGCACCAACAACCUCGCAUCACAGAAUUCCAUACCAGUCACGGGAUUUGAGCUGACUCACGAGCCGGUGGAAGAAGCUGUGCGAGACGCAUAUGUUCCAUUUUCAAAGCCAGAUCAACAUUAUAUCCGCCAAUUAUUUGACGAACUGCAAGCUCUUGGAAUUAUGGUCGGCGAAGAAGUCAUUCGCGCCAUGUCUUUGACUAGCGAAUGGGAUAGCAACCCUCGUAUUUGGAGUAAACAGCAAAACGUCACAUGUCCUGGCCGAUUAAGACUUGAUAGUGCCCGUGAAGGGGUGCAGGGAACGUAUACCUCGGGGCCUGAUAUCGAUAUCCUGACGGGAGUCGUUGGUUUGGGCGACAUUGCGGUAGCAUGGGUCGGGUGUGAAAUAUUCAUGAGGAUCGGUUGGCGAAUCAAGGAUGAUUCUUCAAUGAAUAAGACGAUGCUUGUAGCGAUGUCUAAUGGGCAGUCCUCGUCAGGGUACGUACCUGACACAUUGUCUUGGGAUCAUGAGACGUUCCAGGUGCUUGGGUCGAAACUCAUGCCUGGAUCCUGUGCCGAGACUAACAUCUCUGCUUCACUGAGCUCAAUGAUCAGCCAGUAUGUGGAUACGAAGUGA